Messenger RNA from Amoebophrya sp. A120, 211 nucleotides. The record is from the annotation of a GenBank genome assembly. NCBI's taxonomy places the organism in Eukaryota, Dinophyceae, Syndiniales, Amoebophryaceae.
CACGGGGAGCACACAUACGUGUGCACUCCUGCCUUGAACGCACUGGAUUCCCUCACUGUAAGUUGCGAAUCGACGGACAGGGCGAGGCCCAGUCCUGUGGGUGCGACGCCUGAGGGUCUAAUCAAUCUGCUGACGGCGACGCAGCGUGAGGGGUCACGAAGAACUUGGAGACAGAAGUCAGCAAGGACUUCGAGACCCGGCGGCCCGUGCG